Canariomyces notabilis is the source of this 840-nucleotide messenger RNA. RefSeq names its product alpha/beta-hydrolase. Bases 1 to 840 code for a protein of 279 amino acids. NCBI's taxonomy places the organism in Eukaryota, Fungi, Ascomycota, Sordariomycetes, Sordariales, Chaetomiaceae. The transcript is spliced from 2 exons. The record is from RefSeq and is a predicted model, not a curated record.
AUGGCACCGGUUCCGGACCUCGCCGUAGUUGUCUGCCACGGCUCUUACCACACCCCCGCCCCGUACGGCCCGCUGCUGGAGGCUAUGCAGACCAGAGGUAUCGCGGCCUGUUGCCCUCGGCUCCCGACCGCCGACCUGGCGAAACUCAAUGUCGGCGACGUCAACAACCCCGACUUCGACCGGGAACCUCCCCCCGGCGGGUAUCCCCAGGGGGAGGAGGACACCGAAGCUGUGCUUGAGGUUCUCAGACCCCUGGUGGAAGCCGGAAAGGAGGUCCUUCUCGUCGGCCACUCCUCCGGCGGCUGGACGGCCACGCAGGUGGCGCAGCCGGAGCUGCAGGCCAAGGUUCGCAAGGCCAAGGGGCUUGCUGGAGGUGUGAUUGGCGUUUUCUACGCGGGCGCCUUUGUGAUCCCCGUCGGCGAGUCAAUCUCCAGCUUUUUCCAGCCCAAAGACGGCAGCUUUGUGACGCCGCCGUUCGUGACUUUUCAUAAACACGGCCCCGCCGGACUCGGUACAAUCGUCAAUGCCGAGAAGUUUCUCUUCAACGACCUCGACGAAGCCACGGCGAAGAAGUGGGCAGCUACGUUGACUGCUUCUCCUAUUUUGACCACCAAACUUACCAACGACGCCUACUCGGCACUUCCUUGCGCCUACUUGGUCCUGGACGGAGACUUGACACUGCCCCGUGAGUAUCAGGAGGGCAUGGCCAGUCUUUUGACCCUGAAGAAUGCCAAUUCUUCCAUCUACCACUGCCCGGCUGGCCACUCGCCCCAUCUCAGCUGGACUGGAGGGAUGGUGGACACGAUUUGCAACUUUAUAGAGAGAAUCAAGGCCCAGUGA